UGUCACCCCUCUGUCUCUGGGUAUUGAGACCGCUGGUGGAGUCAUGACAACCCUGAUCAAGCGUAACACAACCAUUCCCACAAAGCAGACACAGACCUUCACAACCUACUCAGACAACCAGCCUGGUGUCUUAAUUCAGGUAUAUGAAGGUGAGAGGGCCAUGACCAAGGACAACAACUUGCUGGGCAAGUUCGAAUUGACUGGUAUCCCACCAGCCCCACGGGGUGUUCCUCAAAUUGAGGUUACUUUUGACAUUGAUACCAAUGGUAUCUUGAAUGUGUCUGCAGUGGACAAGAGCACCGGCAAGGAAAACAAGAUCACAAUUACCAACGACAAAGGUCGUCUGAGCAAAGAGGACAUUGAGCGCAUGGUGCAAGAAGCUGAGAAGUACAAGGCUGAAGAUGAGAAGCAGAGGGACAAGGUCUCCUCCAAAAACUCAUUGGAGUCCUAUGCUUUUAACAUGAAGGCAACCGUUGAGGAUGAGAAGCUCCAAGGCAAGAUCAGUGAUGAGGACAAACAGAAGAUCCUGCACAAGUGCAACAAGAUCAUCAGUUGGCUGGACAAAAACCAGACUGCUGAAAAAGAUGAGUUUGAACACCAACAGAAGGAGCUGGAGAAAGUAUGCAACCCCAUCAUUACCAAGCUGUAGCAGGGUGCAGGCGGCAUGCCAGGAGGAAUGCCCGGAGGCUUCCCAGGUCCUGGCGAAGCUCCAAGUGGCGGCGGUGGCUCCUCCGGUCCUACCAUUGAAGAGGUCGAUUAAAACAAAUCUCAACUGGAACUGUAUUCCGUCUUGAUCUGUUAAAACUCCUAGGACACAAAUUUGUAUUGAUGGCUGUUCCAAGUUUAAAUUUCCCAAGCAAGCUGCUGUAAAGUUUUAUUAUGGGGGCAUUAAUACUUGAAUCCACUCCAUCUGCCUGAAA
Molecule: messenger RNA, 920 nt
Organism: Rana temporaria (common frog)
Lineage: Eukaryota; Metazoa; Chordata; Amphibia; Anura; Ranidae
Product: heat shock cognate 71 kDa protein-like
Biological process (GO): cellular response to unfolded protein; vesicle-mediated transport; protein refolding
Cellular component (GO): plasma membrane; cytosol; cytoplasm
Molecular function (GO): ATP binding; ATP hydrolysis activity; heat shock protein binding
Source: RefSeq, a predicted model, not a curated record